AUGUUUUCAGCAUCAUGGACGACAAAAUGGCUUCGACUGGCGGCCACGGCUCUCGUUGGACUGCUCGUCUGCGCAGCUAUAUUUUCUAGCUAUCAGGUCUCAGAUAUCACCACGCCGUGGUGGUCAUUAAGGCGUUCGGAUCAUCAAGACACUGCCGAGACGGAAGAUGCGAACAAAGACACAAGCACUGAGGUUCCUCCCUCGUCGAGCGACGUCGAUUGGUCACGAUUUGCCUACACCCAAUAUGCCACGGACAGCGAAUAUCUCUGCAACUCAGUGAUGCUUUUCGAGGCCUUGCACAGGCUGGGCAGUCGAGCAGAUCGAGUUCUGAUGUAUCCGUCGCAUAUGAUGCCCAACAUCGAGGUGGAGCAGACGACGACAGAUGAUCAACGUCUUCUGCGCAAGGCUGCAGAGCAAUAUAAAGUGCGACUAGUACCGGUUGAGGUCCAGCACAGGAGUGGUGACGACGCUACCUGGGCCGACUCUUUCACCAAGCUUCUCGCUUUCAAUCAAACCCAGUACAGUCGCGUCUUGUCGCUGGACUCCGAUUCCACGCUACUCCAGUCAAUGGAUGAGCUUUUCUUGCUUCCCGACUGCCCUGUCGCAUUGCCGAGAGCCUACUGGUUAUUGCCCGACAAUGUCUUGUCUUCACAGGUCCUCCUCAUCCAGCCCACUGAGCACGAGUUCAACCGCGUCUACGAUGCCAUCGGAACUGCUGGGGAUGAUGACUAUGACAUGGAAAUUGUCAAUAACCUGUACAAAGACAACGCCAUGAUCUUGCCCCAUCGCUCCUACGACAUGCUCACGGGCGAAUUCAGAAACUUGGGCGAGCACGUCCAUUACCUUGGCAACGGCUAUGAGACAUGGGAUCCUGUCGCGCACUUCAACGAGGCAAAGUUCCUCCACUUCUCGGACUGGCCAGUGCCGAAGCCAUGGCACCAGAUGAGCGACAAGCUGCGGGAGGAGAAGCAACCCGCAUGUCGCCAAGUGGAGGGUGUCGAGAAGUGCGUGGAAAGGGAGAUGUGGAAUGAUUUCUAUGAUGACUUUAGGGAAAGACGCGAUACUUCGGAGACGACCACGAUGAUGCCAGCCGCGUUGGCGUACGUUAUUGAUUGUUUAGACAUGUCUCAAGUAGCAGAUUCAGCCCGACAAUGCCCCAGUAGCUACUUGUCUAGUGAAUGGAUUGUAUUGGAAGCAUCACGGACAGCAGAUCCAGCUUAUGGCGACCACAAGAAAGAACAGCCAUGGCACUAUGUGCCACAAUGGGAUGCUCAAGAUGUUGCUGCCUCGGACAGGCUGCCUCGCGCGUGA
Molecule: messenger RNA, 1311 nt
Organism: Emericellopsis atlantica
Lineage: Eukaryota; Fungi; Ascomycota; Sordariomycetes; Hypocreales; Bionectriaceae
Product: glucose N-acetyltransferase
Exons: 3
Coding region: 1-1311 (436 amino acids)
Molecular function (GO): glycosyltransferase activity
Source: RefSeq, a predicted model, not a curated record